AUGAGGCACGCAGAGUACAGUACGCAUUUACCAGCCGGUAAUAUACAGUCGAUUGGUCUAAUCGCUUUGAUCGCCGCAUCUGGUUGCCCAGAAAAGGCGAUUACUAAAUACCAACUACUGAAUGUUCCGAACAUUCAAGUGGCAUGGCUCAAGGCAGCAGGCAGAGAGGAUCUUAUUGAGAAAAGUCAAAACCGAGUAGCGUACCGCUUUUGCUCUCGCCAUUUUCCCCCUUCAAGUGUAAAAAACAAGCUUUUAAGUUCAGAUGCUGUACCCAAUAAAUGUUUACCAGGGUCUAAAGAUGAAGAUGACUCAGAUGAUAUAGAGGUACAUCAAGAUAUAGUCUGUAAUAGCUGCAGCAAUUUGAUUCUUGGGUUCCGAUACAAGUGUGUCACUUGUGUUGACUAUGAUUUGUGUUCCAAGUGUGAGAUGCUAGAAACACAUCCUGAACACUACAUGUUGCGGAUAUCUAAACCACUGAAAUAUGGACUAGCAGACAAUUUGGUUAAGAAAUGGCAAGAAUUCUUUAAAUCUAAACAUAUUGUCCCCAAAUCUAAUAUGGCCAGUGGCUCAAAUAGUGAUAAUGACACUAGUGAUGAUGAACCAAUCACAAAAUAUGUAAAACAUUAUGAUAGUGGCAUUGACCUAUCAGAGGACACUAAAGAGAGAAUUAGAAAGGAGGUUACUAGAGUUCUGAAUAUAAAACCAGAUACAAAGUCGAAAAAGAACGCAAAAAAGAGAAAAGAUAGCAAUACAACUAGAAAGAGAGGCGGAGAGGAUACCGAUAAGCAAAGUAAGAGACAGAAAAGUAAAGAUGAUGAUGUUCAAUGUGAAGAAAGCAAAUCACAUGUUGAUAUUCCUGAAAUGGUCUUUGCUGAUGUCAAUGAACAAGUGGUGUAUGUUAAAAACGAAACACCUCUGUCACUGGAAACACCUAUGAAUGGUUUGUAA
Molecule: messenger RNA, 948 nt
Organism: Achroia grisella
Lineage: Eukaryota; Metazoa; Arthropoda; Insecta; Lepidoptera; Pyralidae
Exons: 5
Coding region: 1-948 (315 amino acids)
Biological process (GO): endosome organization; aggrephagy; mitophagy
Cellular component (GO): amphisome; aggresome
Molecular function (GO): zinc ion binding; protein kinase C binding; K63-linked polyubiquitin modification-dependent protein binding
Source: RefSeq, a predicted model, not a curated record